CAAUGGUCAAGCGCAGUGAUGCUGCGUAAUGUCGGAAUUUUUCCGACUGCUUCUGUCAGAAUCACAAAAAGUCGUUGGUACUAGACUCACGAGUCCAGACGGUGGAAGAGAACGAUUUUUUUUCAUUCGACAUGUUGAACACCAGGAAGUGUCAGAACUUUCACGAAUCCUGAGGACGCGUCUUUGGCUGUAUCAUUCACGAGGAGCUCUUAUCGAUGGGCUACCGUAGAUGAUGUGCAGCAGUAUCUACGCAGAAGGGAUGGAGAAUCCCUCGGGUGCAACAAUGAUGAAUCAUCAGCAGUAGUGAUAAUAAGUUAGACAAUUUUUCUACAACAAGGCCUAUAAAUAUGCUGGAGGUUGGCCUUCGAGUCGUCCGAGGAGUCGAUUGGAAAUGGUCGGACCAAGACGGAGGCGAGGGCCAUGCGGGUACAGUUGUGGAAAUCGGUAAACCAGCCAACGCUGGACCUCCACCCGCCAAUGCGAAUCACGCCGAGAAAACUCCUGACAAGACUGUCAUCGUACAAUGGGACCAUGGAUCUAGAAGCAAUUAUCGCAUUGGUUAUCAAGAUGCCUACGACUUGAUGGUCUUUGAUAAUGCCGCGGCAGGAGCCAAGCAUUCGAAUAUUAUUUGUGACGGUUGUAAAACGCAUGGCAUUAUUGGCAUAAGGUGGAAGUGUUCACAGUGCUUUGAUUAUGAUUUGUGUACACAAUGUUACAUGUCAGAUGUGCAUGACUUAAGCCAUGUCUUUCAAAGGUUUUUAACAGUCAAUUCUGUAGGGGUACAAUUGACAACUAGGAAAAAUUGCACCAAAAUACCACUGAAAGGUAUUUUUAUUGGAGCCAAAGUGAUUAGAGGUCCUGACUGGGAGUGGGGCAAUCAGGAUGGUGGCAGAGGUAAAACAGGUAGAGUUAUAGACAUAAGAGGCUGGGACAAUGAGAGCAGUAGAUCAGUGGCAACUGUCACUUGGUCCAGUGGUAGCACAAACGUUUAUAGAUUAGGUUACAAGGGCUGCGUUGAUCUUUGCUAUGUCGAAGAAGCCACAGCAGGUGCUUAUUACAAGGAGCAUUUACCACUUUUGGGACAACCGUCACCAACAGUUACUACAGUGAACGAUAAUAAUGCUGUCAAUGCUACAAAUCUUUCCAAUCCUCCUAGUCCUAGUCAUACAACUUUUGUAGUUGGAGAUAAAGUGAAAGUUUUGAUAAAUAUUGACACACUUAAGGGAAUGCAGGCUGGUCAUGGUGGGUGGAAUCCAAGGAUGGCUGAUUACAUCGGAAAGCUUGGCACGGUACACCGAAUUACGGACAAGGGUGACAUUCGAGUGCAAUACGAGGGUUGUAAUAAUCGCUGGACGUUCCACCCAGGUGCAUUAACUAAAAUUAUAUUACGUGAGAAUUUUAACGUUGGCGAUUUAGUUAGAAUAAAAUCAGAUGCCAAUGCGGUGAAGCACUAUCAAAGAGGUCACGGCGAGUGGAUAGACGUGAUGAAAGCGGCACUCGGAAAAACUGGUAAAGUAAUAAAAAUCUAUUCCGACGGCGACAUGAGAAUACAACUUGCUGGGCACACGUGGACGUUCAAUCCGUUAAGCGUUAAUCUCGUUCCGGCUGGUUCUGAGGCUGCCAACUCUUUUGUUGAAGCAAACAGAGAUGCAGCACAAGAGAACAACCGUGACUUAGAGGUAGAAAAAUUGCUUCGCGAUGCGGCUCGUGGUAAAGACGGUAUUCCCGCAAUCAAAGAGUUCCUACGGAAAUAUCCUGGUAAAGUAGACGCACGUGGUGGUCCUGGUGGUGGUCGGAAAACUUGUCUUCAAGUUGCCUCACAUCAGGGACAGAAACAAUUGUGCUUACUCUUGCUGGACGCUGGUGCUUCGCUUUUUGCGGUAGACGAGGAUGGUGAUACUCCGUUGCAUUAUGCUGCAUUUGGCAAUCAACCUGACGUAAUGGAGUUGUUAAUUCAACGUGGUGCAGCAAUCGACGCAAUAAACAACGGAAAGUGCAGCGCGUUACACGUAGCAGUAAACAAGCAACACUCGGAAUGUGUCAAGAUCCUUUUACGUUACAAUUGCAACGUAAACUUGCAAGACUCUUACGGUGACACAACGUUGCACGAUGCAAUUGGCAAAGAUGCCUUAGAUAUCGUAGAUGCUUUGUGUUCGUGCGAGAGGAUUGAUUUUGGGUUGAGAAACAAGAGAGGAUUCAAUGUUUUGCAUCACGCUGCACUCAAAGGCAACGUACACGCAAUGCAAAGGCUAGUAACCCGUGCUCGGCCGUUGGUGGACGUGAAAAAGGAAGACGGCUUCGCGGCUUUACACUUGGCCUCGUUGAAUGGACAUCGAGAGGUAGCGGCAAUUCUCCUCUCGCCAGCGGCGGGUCGUGCGCGUGUUGAUCUACAGAAUAAUCGCCGUCAGACACCUUUACACUUAGCUACCUCGCAAGGCAAAUGGAGUAUCGUCGAGCUGCUGAUCGGGCACAAUGCCGAUAUCACAAGUAUCGACGAGGAUGGCGAUACCGCUCUACACAUCGCUAUUAUCAAGUGCAAAUCACAAGGUAACAGUACACUCACCGCUGAAAACUCGAGAGAAUCACCACUUUUGUAUGCGAUAUGGCAAGAUUUGCAGCGGCAGAAUGCUAAAACAGAAUUGACACUUGUGUGUUUCCUGGUGAGCAACGACACGAACGGAACUGUCCUCGAGCAAACGCGCAACCAAAAGGGCAAAACUCCGAUGGAUUUGUUGACGGCGGACACCGAACUGGCACCGUUUGCCGAUCUUGUUAAAUCAUACCAGGAUCAGAGACGUCCGCAAAGAUCGAUUGCCGAACCGCCAAUUUUUCAGAUUGAAACGGUUGACGAUAGGAAACCACCCAAUCGUGACUGUACUAGUUGUCAUAGACUUCCUGGGGAGAACAUUUUGGGUGGCCCCGGUGGUAGUGUUGGUUGUAGCAACUGUUCGCAAUGUGAUUGCACUUUCAGCAAGUCGCAGAUGUAUCAAGACUCCCAGUUAAAUCGAGAGGAGUUAGAAAAAGAAGUCGAGCGAGAAAAAGCGAAAAACGGUUACCCUGACAAAUCAGAUCGCGAAAAAGACAAAGAUCUCGAGCGUCUACGCUACCUCGAAACUCGAAUUGCUGAUCUGGAGGAGGCUAACUUGUGUAGCAUCUGCAUGGAACGUCGUCGUAAUGUCGCCUUCCUUUGUGGUCAUGGUGCUUGUGAAAACUGCGCUGCUCCACUCAAGACGUGCCACAUGUGUCGCCAAACUAUCACCAAGAAAAUCAAUCUUUAUUAGAUACGCACAUUGA
Molecule: messenger RNA, 3294 nt
Organism: Phymastichus coffea
Lineage: Eukaryota; Metazoa; Arthropoda; Insecta; Hymenoptera; Eulophidae
Gene: mib2
Product: E3 ubiquitin-protein ligase MIB2-like
Exons: 10
Coding region: 348-3281 (977 amino acids)
Biological process (GO): protein ubiquitination
Cellular component (GO): cytoplasm
Molecular function (GO): zinc ion binding; protein binding; ubiquitin-protein transferase activity
Source: RefSeq, a predicted model, not a curated record